UUUUUUUUUCCAUUGCUAACAAUCUCUCGCCUCACUCUUCUACUCUCUCAAAAUCCACACCUUUUCCUGUAAAAACCCAUCUCAAACUGCACACUCUUUCUCCCAAAAACCUAAAACCAACUAAUAAAAAGGCUCUCUCUCUCUCUCUCUGUUUUUCCGAAAACAGAGCCUCCUUUUUUUUUUUUUUUUUUUUUCCAUGGCUAACAAUCUCUCAAAAUCCACACCUUUUCCUGUAAGCCCAUCUCAAAUUGCACACUCUUUCUCCCAAAAACCUAGAACCAACGAAUAAAACGACUCUUCUUCCAAAAAAAAAAAAAAAAAAAGAAAAAAAACACUAAUAAAAGACUCUCUCUCUCUCUGUUUUUCCGAAAACAGAGCUUUUUUUUUUUUUUUUUUCCAUGGCUAAUAAUCUCUUGCCUUUCUCUUCUACUCUCUCAAAAUCCACACCUUUUCCUGUAAACCCAUCUCAAACUGCACACUCUUUCUCCCACAAAACCCUGCAAAAACCCUGUUUUCCUUCCAAAGUCUCAACCUUUUCUAAUACCCACAAAACCUCCUUCACCGUCUCCACCAAAAAUCCUAUCUCAGACAUUGUCUCUGCAAAACAACCACAUUUGCAACCACAAUACCCAGAUGAUGACGAUCACAACGACGACGAUAAGCCACGCGAGGAAUGCGGGGUUGUUGGAAUAUACGGCGACCCGGAUGCCUCAAUUCUUUGUCGUUCCGCUCUCCACAAGCUCCAACACCGCGGUCAAGAAGGAGCCGGCAUUGUCUCCGUCAAUGACGACGGCGUCCUCCGUUCGGUCACCGGCCUCGGACUCGUUUCCGACGUGUUCAACGACAAGUCCAACAACUCCAAACUCGAUCAGUUGCCCGGCCAUUCCGCAAUAGGCCAUGUCAGGUACUCCACCUCUGGCUCUUCCAUGCUCAAGAAUGUUCAGCCCUUCAUUGCAAGCUAUAAAUUUGGGUCAGUGGGUAUUGCCCACAACGGUAAUCUGGUGAAUUACCGAGUCCUUAGAGCCAAGCUCGAAGAUCACGGUUCCAUAUUCAACACCACCUCAGAUACAGAGGUUGUUCUUCACCUCAUUGCCAUGUCAAAGCACAGGACUUUCUUAUCUAGGAUUGUCGAUGCAUGUACGCAGCUUGAAGGUGCAUAUUCCAUGGUGUUUGUGACAAAAGACGAACUUGUUGCGGUACGAGACCCAUAUGGGUUUCGUCCUCUGGUCAUGGGAAGGAGAAGAAGCAAUGGAGCUGUUGUGUUUGCCUCAGAGACCUGUGCGUUUGAUCCAAUUGAAGCAACAUAUGAGAAGGAAGUCUCUCCCGGUGAACUUGUUGUGGUAGACAAACAAGGAGUUCGAUCACUUUUCUUAUUAGGGAAGUCACGUCCUCAACUCAAACAAUGUAUCUUCGAGCACAUAUACUUAUCUCAGCCCAGUUCCGUGGUCUUCGGGCGGUCAGUCUAUCAAUUCCGGCGGGCUAUCGGCGAGAUACUCGCCACCGAAGCUCCAGUGGAUUGCGACGUGGUUAUACCGGUGCCGGAUUCCGGUACGGUGGCUGCACUUGGUUAUGCUGCUAAAGCUGAUGUGACUUUUGAAAUGGGUUUGAAUAAGUCUAACUAUGUUGGUAGGACUUUCAUUGAACCAUCACAGAAGAGUAGAGACCAUGGAGUGAAGCACAAGUUAUCUCCUGUAAGAGCAGUGUUGGAGGGGAAAAGGGUUGUGGUAGUGGAUGAUUCAAUUGUGAGAGGAACAACUUGUUCGAAAAUUGUAAGGCUGUUGAAGGAGGCUGGUGGUGCUAAAGAAGUCCAUAUGAGGAUCGCAAGCCCACAAGUGAUUGGUUGUUGCUAUUAUGGAGUGGAUACACCAAGUUCGGAGGAAUUGAUUUCCAAUAGGUUGAGUGUGGAGGAAAUUAGGGAGUUUAUUGGUUCGGAUUCUCUUGCUUUUUUGCCACUUGAUAGCUUGCAGAAAUUGUUGGGUAGUGAGUCUCAAAACUAUUGUUAUGCUUGUUUCUCAGGAAAAUACCCUCUGGUGCCUAGAGAGGUUUAAAGUUUUGAUCAUGAGUAAUUAAUGGAUUUCAUACAGAUUUUCUAUAAGUUUUUUUUUUUUUUUUCCAUUUAAGUUUUUAUUUAAAUGUUAUAUUAGUAUUUGGAUUAUACAGGGUGUCA
Molecule: messenger RNA, 2167 nt
Organism: Ziziphus jujuba (common jujube)
Lineage: Eukaryota; Viridiplantae; Streptophyta; Magnoliopsida; Rosales; Rhamnaceae
Product: amidophosphoribosyltransferase, chloroplastic
Exons: 1
Coding region: 399-2048 (549 amino acids)
Biological process (GO): purine nucleobase biosynthetic process; purine nucleotide biosynthetic process
Cellular component (GO): cytoplasm
Molecular function (GO): amidophosphoribosyltransferase activity
Source: RefSeq, a predicted model, not a curated record